Messenger RNA from Zingiber officinale, 1446 nucleotides. RefSeq lists its product as uncharacterized. The coding region runs from base 1 to 1446 and encodes 481 amino acids. Lineage: Eukaryota; Viridiplantae; Streptophyta; Magnoliopsida; Zingiberales; Zingiberaceae. The record is from RefSeq and is a predicted model, not a curated record. The transcript has 4 exons.
AUGAAGCUGCGCCUUACGCGUAAGGGCAAGAGAACGACCCCAGUCACCGCAACUUCUCCUCCACCUCCUCGCCGUCAACGCGUAGUGAGCAUCUCUUCCCCCACCAGGUCCUCGGACACGAGCUCGACCCAGGAGACAAGCUUGGCCCGGGAGAAGGCCUCUGAUCUGGAGGUGGCAGACCCGCCAUUGGACUUGACCGCUCCGGUGCCAAUCCAGAGUGUAUUACCUACCCCGCCUUCGUCCUCUGGCGAUCAGCCCCCGGACUCGCUGGCUCCCUCCGCCUCUCCUCUUCUUGGGCCUCCGAGCUCGGCCCUGCCGACUCUGAACCUGCCUUCUGCAGACCUGGCCUUUGAAGCUUCCUGGAAGCUCCCUUCAGAGACCGACCCGGCCUAUGUGCCCGCUGCCGACCUAUCGCCUAUCUUUGGUAGGGUCGACUUCUAUGGGGACUUGGCCAUCUCCUGGCAAUCAGCCAAUCGGCAGUUCUGGGAGAGCAGUUCCCCUUUGGAGGAGUUUGAUCAAAUUGCUCGCUCCCUGGUAGCGACCUGCUCUGCGAGUCUGAGCGCCGUGCAACGAGCGACCGAGCUUCAACGAGAGAACGCGGCGCUCAAGGCACGUCUUAAGGAACUAGAGCACCCUGCGGUUUCCUCAGCUCUUCCUGAGCCCUCCCUUGGAAGCCUGGAUGCUUAUCUGCGUGCCGCCGGGGAAUCUGCGGCCUCUGCUCGGGCUAUUUCCCAUGCCGCCUUCGAUAAACUUCAACAGUUGGAGGCGGCUUUGAAGGCCAGUGAGUCCUCCUUGGCUUCUAAAGCGGAUCGUCAUCAAGCGACAGUCUCUGAGCUGAAAGCUGAGCUGAAAGCCAAAGAGGCAGAGCUGCUCUCCCAAUCAGAGGAGUUGACGCUGCUACGGCAAGGUCAGGAGCUCUUGCAAAUGGGGUUGGCCGAUGCCCAGGCCCUGGAAGCGGUGUCUCAAGGCCAGAGCGAUUUGUCCGUGGUCCGCGCCGAGGCUGUGGAGAACCAGAACAGUUUGGAAGCGUACCGAGCUGGCGAAUCAGAGCGGCUAAAGGCGUACAGACUGGCCUACGUUCGCUCUUCCUUCUUCCUCCAAAAGCUGGGACGCUGGAUGGUCUUGUUACUCUGUUAUGGGGCCGUUGGUGGGGUUAGGCAGGCCUUCGAGCAAGCUGCCACUAUGAUGAAGUCGACGACGCUUGGCAUGAUAAAACUCAAGGUUGCCGAGAUAGAGGCAGCUGCAGCGAAGGAGGCGGAGAAACUCGGCAUCGCUCCGGUCAGCUCUCAUGAAGGCGAGAGUGAAGAGGCUCAGACGGCGGGCGAUGCAUCUGCCGCUCGGACCGCCACUACCGAGGCGGCGGGAGAGACCGCCUUGUCAGGUACUCAACCGGCCAUUCAGACCGAGGAAGCCUGGUCUUCUGGUGAUGAACUUCCGUUGUCUUGA